Trichophyton rubrum CBS 118892 is the source of this 954-nucleotide messenger RNA. RefSeq lists its product as uncharacterized. The coding region runs from base 1 to 954 and encodes 317 amino acids. NCBI's taxonomy places the organism in Eukaryota, Fungi, Ascomycota, Eurotiomycetes, Onygenales, Arthrodermataceae. The record is from RefSeq and is a predicted model, not a curated record. The transcript has 4 exons.
AUGGGAUCGACAAAUCAAAUCGAUCCAGUCCAGCUUCAAAAGGCGUGGUAUCAGCUCGCACGGCGCCAUGCUGCUUUGCGGACGAUAUUGGUUGAGGCUGCCCUUGAAGAUGUUGAAGGCGGGACCUUGACGCAUGUUGUACUUGAUUCAUAUCCUCGCGAAGUGAAAAUAAUUUGCUGCACAGAUGAUGAAGCCAUGCACGUCCUACGUCACCCAACAUUGAAUUCGAGGGAUAACGCUGGCUUGUUCUUCCGCAUGUCUCUUCUAUCUGCCAAACCAAUACGGCCAAGAGUAUUCUCUUGGGUCUCAUAUGCCCUCUCUCUGGCCGAGUGCAUGGAUUUCUGGCUUGAAUACCUUGCUGGUGCAAAGCCAUGCCACUUCCCGCGGUUGCCGAGAGAAAUACAGCCCGUUACGGACUUUCUUAAUUCAGUGGAAGUGAGCUUGGGACAUCCUAGCCCUCCGAGAAAGCUGUGUGCUUUGAACGGCCUAACGAUCACCAACCUGCUCCAGAUUGCCUGGGGUGUCGUACUUCGACAGCACACUAGCUCUGACGAUGUGUGCUUUGGGACCUUGCUCACUCUAAGUGAGAAUAUGUCCUUAAGAGAAUGUCUGCAAGAAAAUCAGGUCGCGAUGGCAAGCCGUUUAUCCAACCAGUACUGCUCACUGUUCGGGGUGAUGCAGCGUAUAGACAGCACCAGAUCUUUGUUCAACACCUGUCUAUCAGUAGAACAGCCAUUGUCCAAUAGCAACCGGAAGGAACCAGGCGUCCACUUCGGAGCACUUGAGACCUGUGAGGCUACGGAGUAUGACAUUGUCACUGUGGUCACUGUUGGCGAAGCAGAGAUGACAGCAAACAUAACCUACUGGUCAUCCGUCCUGACCAGGGAGCAGGCCAUCGCCGUCGGACGGGAUUUCCGGCUUGCCAUCUCUACGAUCACCGAGCAUAUUCGGUAA